This is a messenger RNA of Amoebophrya sp. A25, 3262 nucleotides long. The record is from the annotation of a GenBank genome assembly. NCBI's taxonomy places the organism in Eukaryota, Dinophyceae, Syndiniales, Amoebophryaceae.
GUCGUGCUGAAAAGACGACGUGGGCGUGGGGCAAGGCCCCGAGCAGCAUCAAAAGUGGUGAAAAAGACAGUGUCGGUAGAGAUACACGAAGAAGAGCCGUGGAAUAGAAAGAAACAGAAAUGAAAACAGAGUGCGCGUAGCAUGGAGUGACAGAUACACAGCUUACAGAAAAAUUGUCGAGUAUGGAUCGAAAAGAUGACUUCAACCAGUCGUGAAUUCAAGUAGAAUCCGAACCAGCAUUUUCAGUGAAAUAGAAAUUAUACAAUCAAGUAGAAGAGCCCGAGAGCAUUUUGUGUGUGUAUCAGUAUCUCCGUAGCAAGGGGAACCUUCUUCAGUCCUUAAAUGAUCAAGUCUUUUUAACCAGCCGCAAAAGACAAACCAGAAAAGAUGUCAGUCGACGACUCACGUCUCGUCGAGCUCUUUGAGAGCACCUUACAGCCUGACGAUGAGUAUGGUAUCAACUCUUUCGCGGCUUACGAGCAAAUGAUCGAGACGCAAAAAGAUGUCAAUCUCGCUGCCGCUUUCACGAUGCUUGCAAUGGCGUUGCAGAAAAAGAAGGGUCGGGAAACUUUAUGAUGGAUGUUGGAGAUGGAAUUGUUAUUGUGAGUAAGAGUCGGAAUUUUUUGUAUUUAAUUUUGUUCCUGAGGUCGAGCUCGAGGUGAUGUAGACCACGUAGAGAUUCCAGCACUAGCACUACCUAAUCUAUGAAGCCAAAAUCUAUUAUCAUUAUCAGACUUUUCUACUUAUAAGUAAGAAACCUGAUAGAUAAUGAUAACAGAUUUUGGUUUGAUAUAAUCCUCUGCUCUCUGCAGCCCACCUUCAUUCUCCCUCGCCAAACUCGCCUACCACCGCGUGCUCCUACUUGUCGACGAGGAGUUAGAAAAUGAGAAGCAGAGGAGCGUCAGACGCCGAAAGCUGUGGGAAAAAUGUUCGAUCUAUCAACAGAUUUGCAAACUUUUGAUCACCAAAGGACAACAGAAAGACCUAGAGGAGGCAGAGAAAAUGCUGAAGGAGCUGCUGGAUUACGUGCCGGAUGAAGAUGUACCAACUCGAACUCUUGAUCUUGAGGAGGAACCUUUUCUUCAUCUGUUCGUUGGACUAAAUCUCUGACUCAUCUGUCGUGCAGUAACAUUUAUUUACUCGUGCAGGGUUUAGAUUUAGUAUACUCUGCGACCUAUAAUCUAGUCCUCACAUCAUUAUAUACUCGUGGUUUUCUUGAUCUGCUCCUUACUACCACCAUCUCAGCUCGGUUCCUCUCAACGCCUAUUCGAGUCUAAUGGCGAAGGCUUCCAUUUCGACUACACUCGAGAAGAGUUCAUCGGACAGAUCCAUAAGAUGCUCACUCGCUGCUAUCACGAUAUGGGUCGUGACCAAGAAGCCAAGGCCCAUUACAACAUUGCGAUCAACUGCAUCACGCAGGGAGGGACUAAGGUAUAGGUGGAAAAAAUGGAAUGACAGUGAUUAGUUUUGUAAUCGAUGGGAACGAAGCUCUACUUGCAUCUGCAUGGAUGCAAAAACAAAGCCUCUUCUUUGUCCUCCUUCUUCUUCAUGCAGAAUAUUUUGUUCUCCUUCUCAUACCCGAUCAAUAUGCUCUUUUCACCCACCAGGUGACCAAGGACCUUCCCGCCGACGUGCAGCGCACCAUCGUUGAGCACCAAGCAAAGAACAAGAUUGAUUGGGUGUCUCCGGUUGCAGACGAUGUGAAAAUCGUCCCUAUGGAACACGCCUAUUCUUGGGACUCAUCAGCCAACAAUGGCACAGUCACAGUUUACAUCCCACUCCCUGACGGUGUGGAAUCCAGUGAGCAGAUCAAAUACACCUUUCCAGACAGUGAGUCGGUUUUGUUGAGGUUUCGUACUCCAGCUCCAAGUAGUUCAUCCAGUACAGCGUCAUCAGCCAAGACAGAACAUCGUCUAGUUCUGGCCCCUUUUCGCAACGAGGUGAAUGCCGAAGACACUGUCGCUAAGGUUGUUACGUCGAAAAAAGGCGGGAAGAAAUACAGUCUUCUGCUUUUUGUGAAGGACAGGCAAAUAAAGAGGUGGGGAUCAACACUGCUCAAAGACGGAUACGCAAACAAAUGGAAGUCGCUUAUGAAAGCCAAAGAUGUUGUUGGUGCAUUGAAGUCCGCUGAACAAGGUGGAGCAGGAGCUACAUCUUCUUCUACUGCACCUAGUGGAACUGCCACUGCUGCAGCAUCAUCGAAAAAAACACAAACUACCACUUCUUCCAGUUCUACAGCAACAAAAACUAGUACUUCUUCAGCAACCCCAACAUCAACAACACCAGUUACAGUAGAAAAGCAAUCCCACCUUCCUACCCUAGAAGACUUUGAUAAGCGUGCGCUUGCUGGCCUACUCCCGACACCGCAAGGGGACUCGAGUGAUCCACUGAAGCAGUUACCGACUGCAGCCGACGUCCCAGAGGUCGACUACAAGGCGAAGCGCGCUGCGGCUGAGGCAGCAAGGCUAAAAAGAGACGCUGAAAGGAAGAAGGAAUUGGAACGCCAAGAAGCUGAGAACAAGAAGAAGCAAGAAGCUGAGAACAAGAAGAAGCAAGAACAAGAAGCAGAAGAAAAGAGAAAACAAAUAGAACGAGAGGUUGCUGCCAGGAAAGCAGAGCGUGAGCGGGAAGCACAAGCAAAGGCCAUAGAGCAGGCAAAGGAAAAGGAAAAGAAUUCACAGAUGAAGCAGAAAGCAGACACAGCAGGAGGCCUAUCGGGCGGGAGUAAUUCCGCGCCGAGAGAAGAACCGAGCAGCCCAACACUAGUGGCGAAACAAGAUCCGACAUCUCCACCCGAAAUUCCCUCGUGGGCCUCCGGUUUAACACUUUCCGAUACUGGCCUGUUACUCACGGGUCUUUCACCAGAUGCAGACAUCGACAUUGACCUAGCGCCAGAUCAAGUGCGGUUCCUCUGUGCAGGUGCUGCUGGUGUGGCAGAGAUCAAACUACCAAGGGCUAUCGACUUGGAAAAGACUGUGGCGAAGAGAAAGAAGAAAAAGGGCACGUUGGAAAUUGUAUUUGGUUAUUGAUGACGAGACGCUCGAUAUCACAAGCUCGUCUUGCACCUCAACAAAUGAACAACGUGUAAAAACAGAAGGAUCGUCCAACUCAAUGAAUAGUUUUCGGAAUAGUUCUUUCACUUUCUGAAUCUCCUGAAAGACAAGUGAUGGUGCGAACAAGAAUAGUGCUGCCGUUGACACCAUUGUCGUCAACCCAGUAAAAACCCAGUUUCACCGCGCUUCAGCUACGGUUAGAGGAGUCC